UGGCGUCGAUGGCGUCUCGGGAGUCCUCUCCCCAGGAGCACCCAUUGUGCGAUAGGAACGUCGAGAAGCUUCGCGCUUUUAUUCGCGACACCGAGGCGCGCGCGAAGCCGCGUCCAGCCUUUUGUCCCACGCGACUCAUCCGAAUUGGAGAUGACAAGGGAAAGGAAGACAUCUGCUAUCUCGUAAUACCUGGUCCGGACCUCCUUCGGGACAAGAGGCCUCUGAGGUAUGCCGCGCUAAGUUACUGCUGGGGUCCGCUUGAGGAUGCGAAAGCGCAAUUCAAGACAGAGCGCGCUAGUCUGCCAGACCGCGUGUCCGGGUUCCGCCCUGAAGAGACGUCCCCGGUUAUGAGGGACGCCGUUGAGGUCUGCCGGGCUCUCGACAUACGGUACCUGUGGGUUGACGCUGUCUGCAUCGUCCAGGAUGACAGGGUCGACUGGGAGCGCGAGUCUGCAGAGAUGACUAAUAUCUACCGCGGUGCCUGCUUAACGAUCUGCACGCCGACUUCAACGUCAUGCCGCGAGGGGUUCCUGGAGAGGCGGGUUUUGACGGUUAACUUUCGUUCAAAGAUCGACCGCUCAGUUGUGGGUUCCUAUACGAUCAGGUCUUGUGGCGCGAUCAGCGACCCACGGGUCGCUAGGGGUGUCUACGGGGAGCUCGACCGCGUCGAUACGAGCCCACUAAGCAACUGGUGGAAACGCGGGUGGACAUAUCAGGAACUGCGGCUCUCGCGGCGUGUUCUCCUGUUCGGGAACAAGCUACUCGUAGACUUCGAGAACAGGGUGUGGUCGGAGAACGACGAGGAGAUGAUAGAGGUGGUAACUGGAGAGGUGUCGGCGGAGGGGAGGGAAGACAGGGCGAGAGGGGCUUUCGCCGGCAUCUCUCUGACCGGACAGUUCGACCUAGGUGAUGAUUGGAUGUCGACGGUGGAGGAGUACUCGGCGCGCCAGCUUACCUUUGAAACAGACAAGCUUCCUGCAAUGGCAGGCCUCGCGCGAAUGGAGGUUCAGGGUGGCGGAGAGUUGUACCUCGCAGGUAUCCGUCGAAAAUCUGUUCACCGCGAUGUGUUCUGGACACCCGAGCCACGGACCGGUGUCGCAGGGGAUGGAGAUGCGAGAGUUUCCUUCGACUCGCUGAUCAAAUCUCUCAACUCGCCGCAACCGUACGUCGCCCCAUCCUGGAGCUGGGCCCGCUGGCGAGGCAAAGUUCGCUUUGACGAGUCACCCGCGCCGUACGGUGACCAUGUACCUGUAAGAGACGGCGACGCUUGCUUUGCGAGGGCAUACGAGAGGAUCGACGUGUGGACAUCAGCGUCGGAAUCGAACCCGUUCGGCCAAGUCACGGGCGGGAGUCUUAAAAUUACUAGCACGGUGGUCCCUAUGCUGCCACGACUACAGCGCCAAGAGGGCUUCGACAACCAUUGGGAAAUGUACGAGGGUAACGGGUACGUGGCUAACAUUAGCUUCGAUUGGGACGAGCCGGAGGGCUGGGUGCCGUACGAACGGCUGUCUCUAGUGCUUAUCGGGAGCUACUGGAACUGGAGCACGUAUAGAAUCGCGAAAUUAAACCAGGAUGCGGAGGAGGAACAGGACGAUGACGAUACCGGCGAUGAAGCCGACCGGGAUGGAGAAGCGGACGUGGACAUGAUUUGGGGCGAGGGUGGAGACGACGACGACGAGGAUUCCAGCAGCGAAAGCGAUAUCAGCUUCGAAGCGGCCCUUAAUAGAGACGAAGACGCCGAUAAAUUUGCGUAUGGGCUCGUCGUGCACCCAGCCGAAGCGGAAGGGAGGUACUUCAGGGUCGGUGUUUUCACCUCGUGGCCUAAGGGGAGGGGUGGCCUCAAGAGGUUCUUCCAAGGUCGAGAUGCCCGUACGAUAGAAAUCAUAUAAUAGCAAGCUCUAAGACCGGCGGUAAGCCGUUCGCCCUUCCCAUGUAAAUCUCCAUUUCGUCGCAGUAGCACACACGUAACAACAACGCUGGCGCUUUGUUGGAUUGGCUCAGGUCGACGGCAUUUCUGCGUAUACGGGCGGAAUGCUGACUCGGGAUGGGCGGUGAUGGGAAAGGUGAGAUGUGUGUGAACGUGGGUAGUUUCAGGUAAAU
Molecule: messenger RNA, 2100 nt
Organism: Durotheca rogersii
Lineage: Eukaryota; Fungi; Ascomycota; Sordariomycetes; Xylariales; Xylariaceae
Product: HET-domain-containing protein
Exons: 3
Coding region: 9-1889 (626 amino acids)
Source: RefSeq, a predicted model, not a curated record